Myotis lucifugus (little brown bat) is the source of this 4136-nucleotide messenger RNA. It is a transcript of the gene POC1B, whose product is annotated as POC1 centriolar protein B. Bases 349 to 2730 code for a protein of 793 amino acids. The record is from RefSeq and is a predicted model, not a curated record. Gene Ontology annotation, molecular function: protein binding. NCBI's taxonomy places the organism in Eukaryota, Metazoa, Chordata, Mammalia, Chiroptera, Vespertilionidae. Gene Ontology annotation, cellular component: ciliary basal body; Golgi apparatus; centriole. The transcript has 11 exons. Gene Ontology annotation, biological process: cilium assembly.
GGACCUGGGCAGGCAAGAGCUGCCUGCUGCUGGCGCUCCUGACCGUGGCCUACGUGCUGGUGGAACUCUCGGUCUCCACGCUUCCAUGCCGCCCCGGGAGCGGGCCUGGCCUGGGAGCGGGGGCCGAGGCAGCUCCCGGACCCCGGGGCCGGGGCAGAAGAUCUGUCCCGGCCGCUGUACGAGAAGCCGCCCGCCGACCCCCAGGCCCCGGGGGAGUGGGGCAAAGCCAGCCACCUCCAGCUGAGCGAGGCCGAACGGAAGCAGCAGGAGGAACUCAUUGAGAGAUAUGCCAUCAACAUCUACCUCAGCGACAGGAUCUCCCUGCACCGCCACAUCGAGGACAAGAGGAUGCCCGAGUGCAGGUCCAAGGCGUUCCACUACCGGCGGCUGCCCACCACCUCCGUGAUCAUCGCCUUCUACAACGAGGCCUGGUCCACGCUGCUCCGCACCAUCCACAGCGUGUUGGAGACCUCGCCCGCGGUCCUCCUGAAGGAGAUCAUCUUGGUGGAUGACCUGAGCGACCGCGUGUAUUUGAAGGCGCAGCUCGAAACGUACAUCAGCAACCUCGAGAGAGUCCGCCUGAUCCGGACCAACAAGCGGGAGGGCUUGGUCCGGGCCCGCCUGAUCGGGGCCACGUUUGCCACGGGGGACGUGCUCACCUUCCUGGACUGCCACUGUGAGUGUAACUCGGGUUGGUUGGAACCCCUUUUGGAAAGGAUCGGCGAGGACGAAACGGCCGUGGUUUGUCCCGUGAUAGACACCAUUGAUUGGAACACUUUCGAAUUCUAUAUGCAGACCGGGGAGCCCAUGAUUGGUGGGUUUGACUGGCGUCUGACGUUCCAGUGGCACUCUGUCCCCAAACAUGAGCGGGACAGGUGGAAAUCGAGAAUCGAGCCCAUCAGGUCGCCCACCAUGGCCGGGGGACUGUUUGCUGUCAGCAAGAAGUAUUUUGAGUACCUUGGGACGUAUGACACUGGGAUGGAAGUGUGGGGAGGUGAAAACCUGGAGCUGUCUUUCAGGGUGUGGCAGUGCGGAGGGAAGCUGGAGAUCCACCCGUGUUCCCACGUGGGCCACGUGUUCCCUAAGCGGGCUCCCUAUGCGCGGCCCAAUUUCCUACAGAACACUGCUCGGGCGGCGGAAGUGUGGAUGGAUGAGUACAAGGAGCACUUCUACAAUCGAAACCCUCCGGCCAGGAAAGAAGCCUACGGAGAUAUUUCUGAAAGAAAGCUACUACGAGAACGGCUGAAGUGCAAGAGCUUUGACUGGUAUUUGAAAAACGUGUUUUCAAACUUACACGUUCCAGAGGAUAGGCCAGGCUGGCACGGAGCUGUUCGCAGUAUGGGGAUCUCUUCUGAAUGUUUAGAUUAUAAUGCUCCUGACAACAACCCCACAGCUACUGCUUCUUGGGAUACAUUUCUCAUGCUAUGGAAUUUCAAGCCACAAGCUAGAGCUUUCAGAUACGUGGGUCACAAGGACGUUGUAACCAGCGUGCAGUUUUCUCCACUUGGAAACUUACUGGCGUCUGCUUCACGAGACAGAACGGUUAGACUCUGGAUUCCUGAUAAGAGAGGGAAGUCCUCUGAAUUUAAAGCUCAUACAGCUCCAGUUCGAAGUGUGGACUUUUCUGCUGAUGGGCAGUAUCUAGCUACAGCUUCUGAAGACAAAUCCAUCAAAGUAUGGAACAUGUAUCGCCAGCGCUUCUUAUAUUCCUUGUGCCGACAUACACACUGGGUGCGCUGUGCCAAAUUUUCACCCGAUGGAAGACUAAUUGUAUCAUGUAGUGAGGAUAAAACUAUAAAAAUUUGGGAUACCACAAGUAAGCAGUGUGUCAGUAAUUUCUCAGAUUCUAUAGGGUUUGCAAAUUUUGUGGAUUUUAGCCCUAAUGGUACAUGCAUAGCUUCAGCAGGUUCUGAUCAUACUGUGAAAAUCUGGGAUAUACGAUUAAACAAAUUACUCCAGCAUUAUCAAGUUCACAGUGGCGGAGUUAAUUGUGUAUCAUUCCAUCCUUCGGGUAACUAUCUCAUCACUGCUUCUUCAGAUGGUACACUUAAGAUUUUGGAUCUACUAGAAGGAAGGCUCAUAUAUACACUUCAAGGACAUUCGGGACCUGUCUUUACUGUUUCAUUUUCAAAAGGUGGAGAGCUAUUUUCAUCAGGAGGCGCAGAUAUGCAGAUUUUAUUAUGGAGGACUAACUUUGAUGAACUGAAUUCUAAAGAUGUUCUUAAAAGAAAUCUCAAAAGAUUACAUUUUGAUUCACCACCACAUCUUUUGGACAUCUAUCCAAGAACACCACAUUGCCAUGAAGGGAAAAUCGAGACUGUUGAAAUUAAUCCAAAGCUUGAGGUAACUGACUUGCGGACCUCUACUCCACCUGUUGUGGACAUCCUUUCUUUUGGUUCUACCACCACAACGGACACUGUUGUUAGAACUCUACCAGACAAGGAUGAAGAGCUGUGCAAGUAUUUCUUGAAUCCUUCUUUAAUGUCAUCAGAAUAUCCACGAACAACCUUGAAAAAGAAAUCAGAAGACAUGAGCGACCUCCCUUCUGAGAGUCAAAGAAGCAUACCACUCGCUGUGACUGAAGCUUUAGAGCAUAUUAUGGAACAGCUCAAUGUUUUGACACAGACUGUUUCAAUCUUGGAGCAGCGAUUGACUUUGACAGAGGAUAAACUGAAAGACUGCCUUGAAAAUCAGCAAAGGCUUUGCAACGCCAUGCAACAAAAAAUGUAAAUAGAAAAGUGUGAGCAGAGGCACGUUGAAUGAGCACAUGUGUACAUACACAGGAAGGCAGUACAGGAGUCUCCAUGGGACACAACCAUGCGCUAAUCAUCAUGGCAUUUCUUACAAGAGUGAGCAACAGAAGAAAAGGCAUAAUAAGUGAUGAACUUAAAUUCACAAAUCAAUGUCAAGGACUGUUUCAAAUCAUUACCGUUUAUGAUUGCAGUAAUAAAGCGAUAUUCGUUCAAGUGGCUCUGUAUUUUCCCCAUAUUAUUCUAAAUGUCAGUUUUCAUUUGUAGUCUAAACCCCACCAGAAAAGUAACCAAAUCUUUGGGUUGCAUUGUUAAAUCAUUUCAGAUUAACCAUGUUCAUGCAAUUCCUUAAAGCAAUUAAUGUAUUUUUUUAGUGAGCACUUUUAGGGUGAAAUAACUCACCUCUAAAAUAGCAUCCUAUAUAUUCAAAGAAAACAUUUAUCCUUUCUUACCAAUACCUUGAAAAGAUGACCGUAUAAAUAUUUCCAAAAUACAGAAUUUCCACAGCAAGAGUACACUUAUUUUAAUUAGCAACAGUACAUGUAUGACAUAGGUCAGUGGGCUUUCAUUUAAUGUAUGUUUUAUAUUGUUUGUCUUUGACCAACCUGAAAGAAAAUGAAGUUAAAAAUAUGUGGUGAAGCACACAUCUUUCUUUCAUAGCUGAAUGCAGUGAAUGAUUUGAAUUGUAUUUUAACUUGUAAUCCCAGUUUACAAAGAUUAUGUUACUGUGAUUUCAUUCAGCUCAAAAGCCAGAAUGAUGCAGCAGCAAUACUUACAGAUAUACACCAUGUAUGUUCACAUGCUUCAGAAAUGUUGCUUAGUAUGAUUUUGGCAGCUGAAUAAUAGGUACUUUAAAAAAUACAUUCACAUCAUCACAGUUAAAUGAAUUGUGAUUUGAAACUAAAUGAAAAUGAGCCAGGUGUGCUAAAAGAUCUUGGUUACAAGUUAAGAAUUUUGUUUUAGCUUAAGCAAAAUAAGAGAUUAAAUUGGAAAAAAAGCAACAUGAAUUUUAGCUUGCUUUUCUGUUAACCUAUAUCAAGGACAAAGAAGGUGUGAGAAGAUGGUCUGUAGGCAACAUGGGGAAAAUGCUCUGUAUGUGUUGGAAAACAAGAAAAAGUGAAGUCCUAUUUAUGUAGGAGUCUGUCUAUAUGUAGAAAUUUUUCUCAAAGCAACUUCAGUUGUAUCAGUGAGGUGGUUUUUUAUUAUCUCAUGUUUUAAGUGCCUUUUUAUAUCAUAUAUAAACUUCUAGACAUUUUCAAGAGUCUAUAGACUAAGUGGCAAGUAUUUUUAUAAACUCAUUGAGAAGACUAAGAAAUGAAAUGUCAUACUGGCUUUGUUCACUCUUUUUUAUGCUUCAAACAAUAAAGACAUUUUACCCAUAAAAAA